AUGGCCGCACCACACUCCACUCCAUUUAUAAGUCACAAUUUGUUUAUUUAUAUUGCUAUCUCGCUCUUGCUCCCGAUGGCUGACGAGGGAGCAGCGAAGGUGUACGAAGACAUCCGAAACUUCGCGAAAGAUGAAAAGCGAUUGACUCGAGAGUAUCAUUUGAGGCAGGGAGCUUUGAGAGGGCUGAUUGUGAAGCCAGGGAAACAGUAUGACCUGCAGCCGGUAGAAAUGUUUUUAGGUAUACCAUAUGCAGCGGCUCCGGUCGGGAACUUGCGGUUUAUGCCACCAGUUAGCGCUCCUCCUUGGUCCGGAGUCAAGAUGGCAACACACUUCGCUCCAGUUUGCCCUCAGACUUUACCUAUCAUCAAGAAGGGCAACCCACCAUCUUUGGGCAGGCAACACUACCUUCAGAGACUGAAGACCUUCCUUACUCAAGAAUCAGAGGACUGCUUGUAUCUGAACAUCUACGUACCGUACAGAGAACACAAAUCCAAGAAAUUCCCUGUAUUGGUGUUCAUACACGGCGAUUCGUUUGAGUGGAGCUCCGGGAACCCGUACGACGGCAGGAUACUGUCAUCAUAUGGGAAUAUUAUGGUGAUCACCGUCAAUUAUAGAUUAGGAAUCUUAGGUUUCAUGAAACCAAGUAUUACUGAGCACGUUUACGGCAACAAUGGUCUUCUCGAUCAGCUAGCAGCUUUGCAGUGGAUUAAGGAUAAUAUUGAAGAUUUAAACGGUGACCCCAAUUCGGUCACGCUGAUGGGCCAUGGUACUGGAGCUGCGUGUGUCAACUUCCUCAUGCUGUCUCCUAUAUCCAAUGGCUUAUUCCACCGUGCGAUACUCAUGUCUGGGACUGCGCUAUCGGAAUCAGCGAUGACGAAGGACCCGACGCAGUACACGUUGCAAGUGGCACAGAGUUUAGGCUGUGAUCUGCAUUCCAAGAAUAUGAUAAUGACCUGUUUACAAAAUAAACCAUUGUCAGAAAUAAAAAAAGUCCAGAUCCUCGCUCGAGAUUUUGAGACGCCCCUAGGUCCUGUUGUCGCCGGUUCAUUUAUACCGAACGAACCAAUACAGACAAUGGAAGCCUUCCCGAAUCUCCUAAGCAAAUAUCAGCUACUAUGUGGAGUUACAGAACUUGAGAGCUAUCAUGACUUUGGAGUGAUAGAACUGGAUCACGGAAUUUUGGAGAACCAGAGAGACGAGUUCAUAAAGAAAUUCGCAAAAAUUGUUUUUGAUGGAGCAGAGGAUUUAACAUUAAAGGAAGUCUUAAAGCAGUACUCCCCAUCAAAACUGGAUCCUCAGCGUUGGAGCGUCGAAACGAACCGAGACGUCAUCUUGAACUUGUUUAGCGACGCACGGACGUUGGCGCCAAUGAUCAACUUCGCCAAUUACCAAUCGAAAGCCAAUCGCCAAUCUUACUUCUACGUGUUCGGACACAAUUCCAUCAGCACUGACUAUGCUCCGUUAAACAAGAGUGUACACGGCGAAGAAAUGCCAUAUGUCCUGGGUAUUCCGUUGGGCGGUGCGAAUUCACAUUUCCAUUCCGAAUAUACGUUACAAGAGAAAUUGCUCAGCGAGGUUGUAAUGAGAUUAUGGACAAAUUUCGUGAAGAAUGGAUCGCCGAACACACAAAGCGUAAACGAGUAUUUUACUUUGGACAAGAAGCAGUGGAACCAAUACAAUGUGGAAUGGCCCGAGUACAACGUCGUACAUCAACCUUAUUUGAGAAUUGAUUUGCCACCUUCAAUAAAUAGCUUAUACCGAUCGAACUAUACUAACUUCUGGAUCGAGACUUUGCCUAAUAAAAUGAAAAGAUACGUCAUCGAUCCUUUAUUCGAAAUUACAUUUACUACAACAACGCAUCGACCGAAACCUACACAUAGAACAAUAGAUCCUAUCAGAAAAAUUGGGAUAUCUCCUGUACACAGCCCGCCUCAUUACAGUUCUUCUUCGUCUUAUGGAAUGUUGCGGCCAUAUUCUCCGCCUGUAUCAAGACCAGACACAGAUUCGAUAUAUCGGGAAAUACAAGCAAUAAAAACACCAGCAAGAUCAAUUCCACGUGGUUUCAUUGAAAAAACCGUACUCACUACUACAAAACCUGUAACUGAAAUAUCGGUUAAGACAUCUAGUACUACUGUGACGCUCGUCGUUUCCCUUAGUAUAUUAUUUCUUGCAAUAAAUAUUGGUAUCUGCGGUAUAUUUUACUAUAAGAAAAGAAAAUCUCGGUUAAGAGAAAGAACAUUUAAUACAUCUAAUUCACCUCGUGUGGAGGCUGGUGAAGUAGAUGUCAUAGGACAGAAGAGUUCGAAAGAUGACAAAAGUGCACUGAAAACUUUCAAAAAUGGUUGUAGUGUUAUAAAAUCAAUGAGUAUAAACAGGAUGCGAAAUAACAGUAAGAAAGAUAAAAAGAAAGAAGUAUGUAAGACGCCAAAAUCAGAUGAUUCUGGUGGUUUUAGAGAACGAUUUCAAUUAAGGAGACAUUUAUCUACCAGUACAUUAGACGCUCACACAAAAGUUAGAGAUUGGAUUGCCAAUGGAGUAAUGCAUAGAUGCUCUCCAAGUGUUUUAAGAAAAUCUAAUUCAGAACUUAAUGAUAAGUCAUAUAUUAAUACAAAACCUUACACACGAUCUGAAGAAUUACUCUCUGAUUCAAGAAAAAUAUCAAAACCAACCUUAAAACUCGAUGAAACGCUGUGUCCCAAUAACAUAUUAGCAAAAAACUAUAGUGGUAAAAAUAAAACUUCAGAAAAAACAACAUCAACGUCAGCAUUAGAUUCUCAUUCUUCCCUUAUCAGUAAUAAGCAAUCAACAAUUGAUAAGCGUAUAAAUAAAUCAAGCGAUUCUUUGAAAAGUAAAGGAACAGACAGUAUUAAAUCCAAAAAAGUAUCAGUUGCUAUUGAUGCUACACCCGCAGCCCGAACCAACUCUGUUUUAAAACAAGAGCCAAUAGAGUUUUCUAAAUCAUUUGAAGAACUCAAACACUCCAAUGUAGAGAACAAAUUACAAAGGUCAAAAACCGACGGCUCGAUUCAAACUGAAAAUAUUAUUAGCGUCCCAAGUGAAACAGACACCAAUAAAACUUACACAAAUGAAGUUAUAUUAGCUCUAGGUCAAAACAAUGCACUUAAAGUGUCUCAUAAACAUUCUACCUCCGAUCCUGUGACAGAUGUUAAUUAUGAGGCUUUAAUGAAGGAAAAGUUGCGACGUCAAGCUGAAGUUAUAGACAUACUGCCUCCAGUAACUUUUCGAAAUGAAAUCAAUGUUACAUCACGAGAUGACAAAACACAAGCUAAGCCUCUAUCAGCAGAAGAUGCACUACUCACAAUUAAAAGAAGAAACUUCCCUAAAGUACUGCCUGAUUUACCAAAUGCGCACAAAAGAUUGUCGUUACAACCGACUGCGUUGCAAACGUUUGCCGGGUAUGUUGGAGGUGGAAGUAUUGAAAAUCAAUUGGAUAGGCCAAGAGUUCCGCCACAGCCCCCGCCAAGAACAACAACUCUGGAAAGACGUCUUGCGUACAAAAAUACUAAGCUGCUUUCUUCAUUUGAUGUUUCAAACGUCAAAAAGAUUCCUGAAUCUGCUGUAUAUAAUAGAAAUUAUGAGAACUUAGAUAGUCUAUCGCCUGUGAUUGGUAAUAAGUCACAUAACAAAUCAUUCGAUUCUAUAACUAAAAGUGAUAAAUCUGGACAUCAAAGAGAGUAUCCUAAAGUUAUUAUUGCAUCAAGUAACUCGUCAUGUACACCGGAACCAACAAUUAUAAUCAAACCGUCACCGAGUCAAAUAGAAAUCCCUUCAAGCGGUCCUAGGGUUAGAUUACCUGAUGAUUUUCAUUCACACAAUUCGGGAUCCGUGACUUCUUUUCCAUCUUUUUAUUCUGAUGAUGACAUAAAUGAAGAAGUGGAUGAUGAUUUUCUUGAUAAUCUCGCUGAAGACAAAUUGAUUCAAGAAUUGGUAGGAGGAGUAGAAUCACCAACUGACAUGGACGUACUAGACUCCAAAGGACCAGAAACGAUAUUUGAAAAGAAAGUUGAAAUUGUACCCGUUAGAAUAAACGCGGUACAUAUUGAGCCUAAGAGUAAAGAAAACUAUGUAUGUAUUUCGGAUUUACACUUACCUGAUAUGACUGGAAUAGAACAAACUGCACAAAUAAAACCUAACUUUGGCUUAAAUAAGCUCAAAAAUAGAAGUGAAAGUAUAAAUAGUCCACCAGAAAAAGCGAUAAAAGUUAUACCUAAAAAAUCUCUAAAGCCUUCAUCAAUUUUAAAUAGAGGCACCAAAAGUAGUAGUGGUAGUUUUAAAAGCAAAAGUGAUUCUAGUAAUUUGGAACAUUCGAAUUCUGGUUCUUCUAAUGAUACGGAGACCAGUACUGGAACGGUGAAGAUGGUUGAAUCAAAGUAAUACUUUUGCGUAAAAGAUAAAAAAAAUGUUUAAUUGUAUUAGUUUAAUAAUUCUUUAAGUUUAAAUAUUAUUGAGACUUGACGAAUAUAUUCAUAAAGCAUUUACUAACGAACAAUACAUUUAUUGUUUGUAUAUUAUUGUCAAAAUAUAUCUGAUACAAGUAGGUGAUACUAUUCAAAUAAGCUUUAAAAUAAUUUUAGUUUUAGUGAUAAGUUGCUUUUAUUUAAAUUAGUAAGCCUUCAACAUAACGAAGAAAAGAGAAAUAUUCUUCAGAGUUUUGACCAAUUUUUAACCAAAUUUCAAUUUAAUGCAGCUAUUAAAUGCAUUUAGAAAUUAAAAUGUAUGAAAUAGAAA
Molecule: messenger RNA, 4749 nt
Organism: Melitaea cinxia (Glanville fritillary)
Lineage: Eukaryota; Metazoa; Arthropoda; Insecta; Lepidoptera; Nymphalidae
Exons: 12
Coding region: 1-4395 (1464 amino acids)
Biological process (GO): neuron cell-cell adhesion; chemical synaptic transmission; postsynaptic membrane assembly
Cellular component (GO): cell surface; synapse; postsynaptic membrane
Molecular function (GO): signaling receptor activity; neurexin family protein binding
Source: RefSeq, a predicted model, not a curated record